AUGUAUACCUUGAAAGUGAGUUUGCUCUACUGGCUCUCCGCUUACUUGUGUCCCUCUCUAAGACUGCGGGGUAAUAGCUUGCGAAGUUCCCAAGUGGAAUUAGAUGUAUACCUUGAAAGUGAGUUUGCUCUACUGGCUCUCCGCUUACUCGUGUCCCUCUCUAAGACUGCGAAUAUUCUUUUUUUAGGGAAUCUUUUCAAGGGUAAUAGCUUGCGAAGUUCCCAAGUGGGAUUAGAUGUAUACCUUGAAAGGAAUCUUUUCAAGGGUAAUAGCUUGCGAAGUUCCCAAGUGGAAUUAGAUGUAUACCUUGAAAGGAAUCUUUUCAAGGGUAAUAGCUUGCGAAGUUCCCAAGUGGAAUUAGAUGUAUACCUUGAAAUUUCUACUUCAUGUGUAUUUCUGAACGCAUACUUUAGAACAAAAUUCCUGAAUGCUUAUAGACCAGCAAUAUCCUUUCGAGCCCAUAACCAAUACUUUGUUGUACCCAAAUCACCUGAAGUAUAA
Cokeromyces recurvatus is the source of this 501-nucleotide messenger RNA. RefSeq lists its product as uncharacterized. Lineage: Eukaryota; Fungi; Mucoromycota; Mucoromycetes; Mucorales; Mucoraceae. The coding region runs from base 1 to 501 and encodes 166 amino acids. The record is from RefSeq and is a predicted model, not a curated record. The transcript is spliced from 7 exons.